CAUGCUCACUGACGCACUACUGUCACGUGAAUUGCAAUGGUGGAGAAGAUCUGGUGAAGACAAGUUGAAGAAUUUCGUCUAUUGUCCGUUCUACUAGAACUUCUGUGUUUCCGACGCGAGUUUUCGGUAGUUACGUUGGCACUCUGAGCUGGAAACUUUGUUUGCUGCAUUGCACAAACCCAAUAGAUAAUAGAUAAAUAAGGUAGCUACCGAAUCCACCAUUCACCGUAUUAUCAAUCACAGUGAACUAAGCACAAACCAAAUCGACAAUGUCCGAGUACUGGUUGAUAUCAGCACCGGGUGAUAAAACCUGUCAGCAAACCUGGGAAACCAUGAACCACUUGACAAAAACACAAAAUAAUCUUUGCGAAAACUAUAAGUUUCAUAUACCGGAUUUAAAGGUUGGUACUCUCGAUCAGCUUGUAGGACUGUCCGACGAUUUAGGAAAACUGGAUGCGUACGUAGAACAGUCGACUCGUAAAAUUGCCUCGUAUUUGGGGGAUGUGCUCGAGGAUCAGCGAGAUAAACUGUAUGAAAAUCUGCAAGCUAAUAACAGUGAGUGUUUACCAUUGAUAUUGAGUAUCGAUCAGUCGGAAGAUGCGGAUGAUGCACAAUCUAAUUUGUCAUCACCGUCACGUCAGUAUCACCAGCGACAACAUCAGGACAUCUAUCGGUCACGUUCUUACUCCGAUGAUUGCAGUUAUAACACUUCUACACCGUGCUGCUGCUGUUGCUGCUGUUGUCAACUUACAAACACAUCGCGAUCCGGAUCGGAACUGCAUACAGAAUUAACGACCUGUGGCUGCCCUGAGUCAAUUUCAAUGCUUGAUUCUCCUACCAUGAUUGAAAUCUCUGGCUGUUACUGUCACAAUCAACAACAGCAGAAAAUACUAUCGACUCCGAGUGGACCUCCGGCGUCGAGCUGCAGAAAACGUACCGACAGCAAUAAUUCGAACACACUGAUAACCGACCCAGACCGAGAGCAUGGUCACGACGAUCAUGAUAACAGCUUCGAAUGGUGGUUUCACAGACGCAAAAGCUCCCACAAACCAAGGAGCCGUUCAUCAAGUCACAUUUGUGGUGGAACAGUCGGAGCGAGUCAUACUAUUCGGUCGUCUCCGGUCAGCAGUUGUUGUGGAAGUCAGGGUCGCUCCAGUCCGGAUACAAUGGAACAAGAAAUAUACGGUGCAAAUGUUAGCAAUACGCCUGUAUCGACCAUCACUACCAAAACCGCUAGGAGAACUACAGUUAAAAAUGGUGGAAUGCCCUCACCAUAUAGUCCAAUCAGCCCAGACGAUUUGACAAGCUACAUCACGCGUUUCCAGUGGGAUUUAGCCAAGUACCCGACAAAGCAAUCGCUGCGGAACAUUGCAGACAUUAUUUCCAAGCAAGUGGGCCAGAUCGAUGCUGAUUUGAAAACGAAAUCUGCUGCCUACAACAAUCUUAAAGGAAAUCUUCAGAAUUUAGAAAAGAAACAGACUGGGAGCUUACUGACUCGUAAUUUGGCUGAUCUGGUAAAGAGGGAGCACUUUAUUUUGGACUCAGAAUACUUGACUACGCUACUCGUCAUUGUACCCAAACCCAUGAUCAACGAUUGGAACACCAACUACGAAAAAAUCACUGACAUGAUAGUUCCCCGUUCAUCACAGCUCAUUAAGCAGGAUAACGAUUAUGCACUGUGUACGGUCACGCUGUUCAAGAAGGUCGUAGAUGAGUUCAAGCUACACGCUCGUGAGCGUAAGUUCGUGGUGCGUGAUUUCACCUAUAACGAGGAAGAGUUGGCUGCAGGCAAAAAUGAAAUCACCAAGCUGGUAACAGAUAAGAAGAAACAAUUCGGUCCUCUUGUCAGAUGGCUUAAGGUCAAUUUCAGUGAGUGCUUCUGUGCUUGGAUACAUGUGAAGGCGUUGCGUGUGUUUGUCGAAUCGGUCCUCAGAUAUGGAUUGCCAGUCAAUUUUCAAGCCAUUCUAAUUCAUCCUAACAAAAAGAGCACUAAACGUCUGCGAGACGUGCUGAACCAGCUCUACGGUCAUCUGGACGGAUCGGCAGCAUCAUCGGGAGGCAAUGCGGAUAACGUCGACAUUCCUGGUCUUGGAUUUGGACAAUCGGAGUACUAUCCUUACGUGUACUAUAAGCUACACAUUGACAUGGUUGAAAAUAAAGUCUAAGAAGCCACAAUCAGCUGCUGUCCUGCAAAUAAAAUAUACAUCGCUACAUACACUCAGUCCGUUUCAAGUUUUUUCGAUAAAGCUGAUUCAUGAUGUUUCGAUAAUGCUGACUCUCGGUUAAACAACAGGUUGAAAUUUUCGGCAGAAAUCUCAACGAUAUUCUACCAAGAAAAACUUAAAUUAUAACUUUUGACUCCGUUUUGGCAUUCGUUAAUGUUGUUGAAUACUUUUGUUUAUUAUGCAUUGUGUAAUUUAAACUAGCUUAAACUAAUUGUUUUGUAUAAGAAGCAAUCCUUUUAUCAUUCGAUUUUCGUACUAGGGAGCAGUUGAAAAGGAUUCACGAUUUUAGACAGUGCAAAAAAAGUUAAGCAGUAAUUUAUGGAAAAUAUAUAGCAACGAUAAAUAGAGAUGGAUUUUGUUGGUUGGUUGGUUGGUUGGUUGGUUGGUUGGUGUGUAAACAUGAUACGAAGGAUUGGUCAAACUGACUAGUGUUAGCAAGGUUGUCGCUCGCCAUUUCUCUAAAGUAGCUAAAUUUAUCGUUAUGUUCGAUACGGUCAAGUCAGAAAAAUAUACUAUAUCAUGUUACAAGCUGUAGUUUGAUGAUCAUCCAAACUUUCGUUCAAAUUAUAUGCCAACCUUUCAUUCGGUUCUGACGAGUUUACACAUGCCAACACCGUAAACGGAAGAUGAAACCAAAAUGAACAAUAAACAGAUAGUUGACAGGAUGCCUGUGUAUUGAAAAAAAAAAGAAAAACAAAUAUAUUACGAGCAAGUUUCACUUUGCAAUCGUCUAAAGUAAAACAUUAAAUUUAUGUAAAUAAAAUUGAAACCAUUCCAAA
Malaya genurostris is the source of this 3004-nucleotide messenger RNA. It is a transcript of the gene Vha44, whose product is annotated as V-type proton ATPase subunit C. The transcript has 11 exons. Gene Ontology annotation, cellular component: vacuolar proton-transporting V-type ATPase, V1 domain; lysosomal membrane. Gene Ontology annotation, biological process: proton transmembrane transport. Bases 270 to 2165 code for a protein of 631 amino acids. The record is from RefSeq and is a predicted model, not a curated record. NCBI's taxonomy places the organism in Eukaryota, Metazoa, Arthropoda, Insecta, Diptera, Culicidae. Gene Ontology annotation, molecular function: proton-transporting ATPase activity, rotational mechanism.